UUCUAUUGUGUCUGCUGCUGUAUGUUGUGUUUGUUUAUCUGAGUAGCAGACUGAAUUUGGAUCCAGAGGACACAGCUGAUGGAUAGUGAGUGAAUGAGUUUGUCUCUUUGAAUACUCUAAGUCAGGAGUGAUUUACAGCUUUGGAUUGAAUUCUUCCACUAUUAAAGCUCUUCAGUGUGUGUGGUAUCAGCGAGAGGCCCCAAAAUAACCAGAGCAGAAAAAGACCCAGAGAGGGGGUCAGGAAGUGAGUUCAGAGCAUCUCAAGAGCCUGUCUGCAGCAGGUGUCUCACUCCAUCCUUCCACCAAGACCUCCACAUAAGACUUAAGCAUAAUGGAAGGCACCAGAACUUCUCUCUGGCUGUUUCUUCUGCUCAACCAGCUGCCGUUCUGUCCUACGGAUGCAGACCAAGACCUUUCAACCUUGCAGCCAAAUUCGUACAAAACAGAAGAUCAAGGUGGCAGCUCAGUCCCAGCUGUGGAGCCCAGCUUUACUACCAUUGGCCACACAAACUCACCUGACACAGAGAGCAAUGGCACUCGUGCUGACUGCUUGAUCGACACAGAGAUGGGUCUGAUUGCUAUAGGUUCAGCAGGGGGGCUGAUUGUCUGUCUGCUAGUUGCCACCGUGGCACUGGCAUGCCAGGUCUGCCUUAUUCAGCGCCGCGUUUAUGCCCCACGCACCUCCAGGUCCAACAUGGACUUGGUGAGCGGUACAGGCUACUGGGGCACUGACCGGCCUGAAGUCAGAGGACUGGUUGGGCCAUGUGAUGCUAGUGUCAUGCUUGAGGAGGUAAGAUCAGACAGCAAGAUGGAGGAAGAGCGCCAGGCUGAAAUACCAGAGGCAAAGGAAGAGGGAAAUGCAGGACUUGAGAGAGGGGCCAUGGCAAUGGCAUUUGAUCCUGAAGAAAAGGCCAGUCAGAUGCAGAGCUCGUGCUCCAAAGAUUCCUGUCUGGAGGUUCCCAGGGAUCUAGAGGACAUGCCUCUUGUUGUGUGAGGAGGUAAAUUCCAGCCCCACACACUUCACUCAAGACAAACAGCAACCAGUCAGUUCAGCCAAUGUUUUCUGGUUUAACUUAGCAUGUUCAUUCCAGUUUAUUGCACUUCACAGAAUCUAACUAAAAACCCAGUAACCUCUGCCUGGAGUUACAGUACCCAUACCAAAAAUUUCUUGUGUCUGACACAAGAAAGAUAUUUUCAAACAUAUUUUUUAUUUUAAAAAGAAUGAGGUGUACAUAUUUGCAAAGAAUAAGUAAAAAGUAUAACUUUUAAACAUCUAACAUGAUAUGCUGGUUAUUCUUACACAUUUGCUUAUCAAAUUCAGUAUUCACUGUAAGACUGCUUAAUUUUGUUCCCAACAUCUAUUAGUAGAUAUGACACCAGGGAGCUCGAGUGCUGCCAAAGUCAUAUUAAAAUGAUGGUCAGAAACUUGGGUACAAUGUCUGCAAAAAGUUUUUGUUGUCUUAAAUAAUCUUUGUUGAACAUUUCCUCUGUCAAUUUAGCUAUCAGUCAUCUCUUACCUGUGCUGUAGACUCUCUAAUACUUCUGUUUUUCAUAACACUUGUGCAAAUAAAACAGAGCCUGUUCAAAUGUCGGGUUUAAAAUAAAUGGAUUUUUGCAUUGUGUCAGUGUCUCUAAAAUGUAUUUUUAAAACAAUAUUCAUGAUUCAAGUCACUAUCCCUUUAUUAAUAUUUACUGAGUGUAGUUAUUAAAAGAAGCACUGAAGCAUCAUUGG
Epinephelus fuscoguttatus (brown-marbled grouper) is the source of this 1732-nucleotide messenger RNA. RefSeq lists its product as uncharacterized. The coding region runs from base 332 to 994 and encodes 220 amino acids. The record is from RefSeq and is a predicted model, not a curated record. The transcript is spliced from 3 exons. NCBI's taxonomy places the organism in Eukaryota, Metazoa, Chordata, Actinopteri, Perciformes, Serranidae.